AUGUAUCUUAAUGAGAAUAAAUUCUCAGGUCAAAUUCCUACUAAUAUUGGGGACUUGAAGUCUCUCACUGAUCUUGUGAUGACAAACAAUCACUUUUGUGGUUCUAUUCCUUCAUCACUUGCCAAUCUGAGCAACCUACAAUAUAUGUAUCUCAAUGAGAAUAAAUUCUCAGGUCAAAUUCCUACUAAUAUUGGGGACUUGAAGUCUCUCACUUAUCUUCACAUGAGCCAAAAUCAACUUGGUGGUUUUAUUCCUUCAUCACUAGCUAAUCUGAGCAACCUACAAUAUAUGUACCUCAAUGAGAAUAAAUUCUCUGGUCACAUUCCUAAUGAUCUCGGGAAUUUGAAGUCUCUCUAUGGUAUUGAGGCGAUUCAGAAUCAACUUAGUGGUUUUAUUCCUUCAUCACUAGCAAACCUGAGCAAUCUACAAUAUCUUUACCUUGCUGAUAACAUCUUAUCUGGUUCGAUUCCACAAGGAUUGGGAAGUCUAGAAUUGUGUCACCUACAAAUGUUCGAUAAUCAAUUAUCUGGCCAUUUGCCUGAAGAUUUGUGCCAUGGAGGAAAGCUUCAAAUUUUCACAAUAGAUGGUAAUCAACUCACUGGGCCUAUUUCAAGAGGCUUACGGAAUUGUUCUAGCUUAAUUAGGACUCGUUUUGAUCAAAAUCAAUUCAUUGGAGAUGUAUCCAGUAGCUUUGGUAUCUAUCCACGCUUAGAGUACCUUGAUAUCAGUCACAAUAAUUUUCACGGGCAGCUUUCUCAAAAGUGGAGUAAAUGCAAUCAUUUGACAGCCUUAUUGAUGGCCUAUAACAACAUCAGUGGUAGCAUACCACCAGAGUUUGCAAAUUCAACUCAACUACAAAGGCUUGAUCUUUCUUCCAAUCAUUUGGUAGGUGAAAUCCCAAAGGAGUUUGGGAAGAUGAAAAGUAUGUUGAAUUUGUCUUUGGCUAAUAACCGUCUUUCAGGUAUUAUACCUACAGAGCUCGAAUAUUGUGAACUCCUUGAAGCACUCGAUCUAUCCACAAAUAGAUUGAAUGGGUCAAUACCGAGAAGUAUUAGUCAAUGGAAGCAUAUCCACUACUUAAAUCUUAGUAAUAACAAGCUUAGUGAGAAAAUUCCAUCCGAAAUUGGUAAAUUAGUUCAACUUACAGAAUUUGAUUUAUCUCAGAAUUUGCUCACACAAGAGAUACCAUCUGAAGUUGAAAGUUUGAAAAAUCUACAAAAGUUGAAUCUUUCUCACAAUAGACUGUCUGGUUCCAUUCCUAACACUUUUACAAGUUUGCCCAGUGGGAUUGACAUCGACCUGUCCGACAAUGAGCUCACAGGUCCAGUUCCUCUUUGCUCUAACUUUCUGAACGCAUCUUUACAAGGCAAUCCAGGUGGUGAUUAUUUCUCCACAACAAGUUUUGAUGGAGGAGUAGCAUAUGAUGAUACCUUGAAAGCAACAGAUAAUUUUGAUGAAGCAUAUGCUAUUGGGACCGGAGGAUAUGGGACUGUGUACAAAGCCCAGCUACAACCUAACAAUGUGGUAGCUGUCAAGAAACUUCACUCAUCAUCUGAGAAUGUUGAUCAAAAUGGAUUCCUUAAUGAGGGAAGCCUUGGAUCAAUCUUAAGAAUCGAUGACUUAGCAAAAGAACUGGAUUGGUUGAAAAGGGUAAGUAUUGUAAAGGCUGUAGCUAAUGGUUUGGCUUAUAUGCAUCACGAUUGCUCACCUCCUAUAAUUCAUAGAGACAUUUCCAUUGCCAACAUCCUUCUUGAUUAUGAUUAUGAGGCACACAUUUCUGAUUUUGGCACAUCCAAGCUUUUGAAGUUACACUCAUCCAACUGGACCACAAUCGAAGGAACACAUGGCUAUAUCGCACCAAAGCUUGCUUAUACGAUGGUGGUGACGGAGAAAUGGUGA
Molecule: messenger RNA, 1899 nt
Organism: Lactuca sativa (garden lettuce)
Lineage: Eukaryota; Viridiplantae; Streptophyta; Magnoliopsida; Asterales; Asteraceae
Source: RefSeq, a predicted model, not a curated record